GGUUUCGGGUGGAGAUUCCCGAGUUUGAUGGGGGAGUGGAUGGUUCGGAAUUUAUUGAUUGGUGGGCGUCUGUUGAGGCAGCCCUUUCUUUUAAGGAGGUCCCGGAGGAGAGGAGGGUCGCUUUAGUCGCGACACGUUUUCGGGGUCGUGCGGCAGUCUGGUGGAUGAAUGUUAGUAGCCUGCGGCAUCGUCAAGGGAAGCAACCACUUGUUUCUUGGACUAAAUUUCGUGAAGUUGUAGAGCGUGAAUUUGUACCUUUCAAUUACGACAGCAUUGUUUAUCAGCAGCUGCAAAGUUUACGUCAAGGGACUCGUUCGGUGACUGAAUAUACGACUGAAUUUCAUCGACUAUUGACUCGUGUGGACCUACGUGAGACUAAGAAUCAGCUUGUUUCCAGGUACGUCGGCGGUUUACGUGCAGGGAUCCGUGAUAUGUUAAAUAUGUUUCGUCCGGAGUCCAUUUCUGAUGCUCACCAACGGGCCCUUCUCGUGGAGCUUCAACUGGGGCAGCGGGCGGGCCAAUUCGGGUCGUCAUCAUCUCGACCUGGAGCGACGUCGAACCCGGGAUCGUCGUUCACCCGCCCCGGAGCAGCGGCAGUUGGCGGGUCUGGCCAGGGGACAGCCGCGGUUGGUGGCACCCAGCGGGUCAGCGGCGUGGCGGGACAGCAGCCGUCUUCAAGUGCGACGCGAACCGUGGCGGGGCUGAGGUGUUUUGGGUGCGGUGAAAUUGGCCAUCGCCACUCCGUUUGUCCUAAAGGUACGAGUUCUCGGGCUUUAUUUACGGAGGAGACGGGUGAUGUUUUCAGUGGCGACUACGAUGGGCCACCGGUUUAUGACAUUGAGCACGCGGAGGUGGAAGAGCUGGUUCCUGGUGAUGUGGGCACGGCCUUAGUUUUGCGACGGGUUUGUUUGGCGCCGCGGGGUGCGAGUGAUUCUCCGGUCGAACGUCAUCAUCUCUUUGAGUCCACUUGCACGGUUGGGGAUAGAGUUUGUCGCUUUAUUAUUGACUCCGGGUCCUGUGAGAACGUUAUUGCUCAGGAGGCUGUCGACAAGCUGCAACUUGCCACUGUUCCUCAUCCCCAGCCAUAUACACUCGCAUGGAUUCAACGUGGGAAUGCACUUACUGUUGACCGCC
Molecule: messenger RNA, 1134 nt
Organism: Striga hermonthica
Lineage: Eukaryota; Viridiplantae; Streptophyta; Magnoliopsida; Lamiales; Orobanchaceae
Source: the annotation of a GenBank genome assembly